AUGUCUUUCAUAGCUGGUCCAGCCAGGAAAUCGCAAGGGAAUGUUGUUCCGACAUAUAGACACCUACUUUCGCCUCAAGCCCUAACACCAGCUAAUCCUUUGAGGUCCAUCGCCCAUUGUGAUAUAGAUGCCGCUUAUGCUCAGUUUGAGCAAGUUCGACUUGGUAUACCGGACGAGGUCCCUCUGAUCUGUGCCCAAUGGCAAUCCAUCAUUGCUGUCAACUACCCAGCGCGCAAAUUCGGCAUCAAAAGAUUUACAUCUAUAGACGAUGCCAAAAAGAUGUGCCCCCACCUUGUUGUCCAGCACGUUGCUACCUACCGGAACGGCGAGGCCGAAGCCGGCUAUUGGGAGAAUGUCGAUUCGCGCACGCAUAAAGUCAGUCUCGAUCCUUAUCGUCGGGAGAGCUCGAAGAUAUUGGCCAUUUUCAAGGAGAUGAUACCGAAAGGGGAAGUGGAGAAGGCGUCUAUCGACGAGGCAUUUCUUGAUCUUACACCCAUGGUCCUAGAGCGACUCCUCAUCGAACACCCUUACCUAGCGAUUGUACCCGAAGAUGCCCCAAACGGCAUGGAUUCUCCCCUCCCACCACCACCUCCCAUCGACUGGAACAAAGCUGGCACCGUUUUUCCCAAAGACGGUAAGGAGCAUGAUGAUGGCGAAGAAGGUGAAGUGACCAGCGAGGAUGGCGAAAGAGUGCGCGGAGUCAGAGACACGUGGGAGGACUGGGCACUGUGCCUCGGGGGGCAGCUCAUGUCAGAAGUGCGUGGAGAAGUGUACAACAGGCUGCAUUACACGUGUACAGCUGGCAUUGCGCAUAAUAAAUCACUGGCCAAGCUUUGCUCGGCCUGGAAGAAGCCAAAUAAUCAAACCAUCUUGCGUUCUGCGGCGGUCGCUGCUUUUCUGCGUGACAGGGAAUUCACGGAUAUCCGAUCCCUUGGAGGCAAGCUUGGAGCCGCAAUCGCGCAAGAAUUCGACGUCACGACCGUGGGCGAUCUGCUCACCGUACCUCUUGAUACUCUGCAGAAAAAGUUCGGGGAAGAGAGCUUAUGGAUAUACAACGUCGUGAGAGGCAUCGACCUUUCCGAAGUCAAGGAGCGAGUGGCUACCAAGUCGAUGUUGGCCAGUAAGAACAUCCGGCCAUCAGUGACUGCUCCUUCACAAGGCUAUCAUUGGCUUUCUGUCCUAGCUGGAGAGCUCAAUGUCCGCUUGAGAGAGUCGAGAGAAGUUGCCCCUGGUCUAUGGCCAAAGACACUGGUACUUGGGACGAGGCAAGGUUUCGAGGCACCUCGGUCUCGCCAAGCGCCCUUCCCCUUUACCCGCAAUCUCUCUACGGAGUAUAUCCUUAAGUAUGCUCAUAAGCUAUGGGAAGAAGCGACGCAGCCCAUGAACAAGGGUAAUAUGAAGCUUAAUAACAUCGCGUUAUCAUUCACAGGUCUGGAGAAGCUGGAAGAAGGCCAACAAGGCAUUGAAGGUUUUUUUUCGACUGCAAAGGCAGUGCCAAAAUCUGCAAAAGCCGAUCCAGAUUCUUUGUCUACAUCGUCGGGGCCUCCAGACGCCAGCCUUUCAGCUAAAAGAGCUCACUCACCAGCUCCCUCAGCCGACCCUGUUCACAAAAAGCCACGCCUGCCUAAGCUCCAUGCUGUAGAACCAAAGACAUCCCUUCAGGCUUUCCUCGCCAAGGCAGGGCCUUCUUCCGCCAAACCGCUCCCAUCUUUAUCAAGGACCUCGUCUUACUCGGAUCGCGAGGAACGUCCAUCCACAGAAGCGCCAGAGGUCUUUGUCGUAGACGACUCUGAUGACGAGGUAGAGUCUCAGGAUGAUGGGAUGUCCUGGACAUGUGCAAAGUGCAAAAAGUUGAUCUCUCGGCCAGGAGACUUCGCAAUGCUGGAGGAUGAACGGCCAGAGCUGUUACGGGCUAUGAAGCAGGAGCACGAGGAUUGGCAUUUCGCAAUGUCUCUGCAAGAUGGGGGCGAAGGGAGCUCACACCCCUCUGAAUCCAAGAGACGUGCUCAGGGCAAGGCCACAGGGAGCCGAUCGAAAGAAAAGCCAAAGACUACCGUGAAGAAGAAAAAGGAGGGCAUCCAGGCGUUCUUUGGGCCCAAACGGCCAUGA
Molecule: messenger RNA, 2109 nt
Organism: Cryptococcus wingfieldii CBS 7118
Lineage: Eukaryota; Fungi; Basidiomycota; Tremellomycetes; Tremellales; Cryptococcaceae
Product: DNA polymerase eta subunit
Exons: 13
Coding region: 1-2109 (702 amino acids)
Biological process (GO): error-prone translesion synthesis; response to radiation
Cellular component (GO): site of double-strand break; replication fork; nucleus
Molecular function (GO): DNA-directed DNA polymerase activity; damaged DNA binding
Source: RefSeq, a predicted model, not a curated record